GCAGCACUGCUGAGCUUCACAUCAUUUCAGCGAAAAAGAAGUAUCAAGAAGAGUGGAGUUUUCUGUCUGCCCACCAAGAUUGCAUUGGAUAUUCCCAUCAACCCAAUCUGGAAAGGUUGCAGCAACAGGGAGAACUGGUGACAAUACUUGGAGUGAGUUGGGGAACUAUCAGAUCUGCCGCCUGUCCCAAAAUAGUCUGGGAUCCAGAAGGGCUCUCCAGGAUCUAUUUUACUGUUCAAGGUCCAUCAUGCCUCCUUGAAGACUGUGGUUCUGCUUUAACGUCUGAUGUGAUACGCUGGAUUCUGCAGUGCCACUGCGGGUCUGUGCUGUUGGCUCCUAGCUUAGAAUGGUGCCUACUGAGAAGAAGGUUGGUGGCAGUGCCAUUCUUUUCUGCAGCUAUCUUGGCUGUACAACUUGCCCUGCCCGAGCAAGACUUGGGAGCUGGUGAACCUUGCACAGGCAGUUGGGGUAUGGCCUGGUCUGGGAAUGAAUGGGAUGGAGCCACAGCAAAAUGGAUCUAGCAAUCAGAGUGAGCAGGCACCUACCAUCUUUCCUUACUCGCCUCUGGACACAGCUCUCAUCCUUGUGGCAGUUCUGACUGUGGCUCUUGUGACACUUAUAGGGAAUGUGCUGGUUGUAUUAGCUGUAUAUACUAGCCGCGCCCUUCGGGCCCCACAGAAUCUCUUCCUGGUGUCUUUGGCUACAGCCGAUAUCCUGGUAGCCACCCUCAUUAUCCCGUUCUCCUUGGCCAAUGAGGUCAUGGGCUACUGGUGCUUUGGCCGCCUUUGGUGCAGUUUCUACUUGUCGCUGGACGUCCUCUUCUGUACCGCCUCCAUCAUGCAUCUCUGUGCCAUCAGCUUGGAUCGCUACUGGGCAGUCACCCGAGCUGCCCGAUUUAACCUGAAAAGGAGCCCCCGGAGGGUCAAAGGUAUGAUUGGGGCCGUCUGGGCCAUUGCUGCCUUUGUAUCCCUGCCACCAUUGUUUAAAUCCAGACACCAGGAGCAGGUCUGUCUCCUGCAUGACGACACCUGGUAUGUGCUGGCCUCCUGCACAGCCUCCUUCUAUGCCCCUUGCCUCAUCAUGGUUGCUGUCUAUUGCCGGAUUUAUCAUGUGGCCAAACAUAGGAACUCAGUGGUCAUUGCAGCGCGGCGGGUGUCCUAUCCCAGCUUCAUCCCUGUGGCCAAGUAUGAUCCCUGCAAGGGGAGCACCCAGCCUCCUGGGGAAAUGCAGAAGAUGGGGAUGGAGCCAGGCCAGUUUCCUCGUCCCCAGCCUAGCUUGUCCCAGCUCUCUCGGCAAUGGAGAGCAGAUGACGGUGGCAACAGCAGUGCUCGGCCACCAAGGACCCCAAGGCUUUCUUGGUCAAUUCCCUCCAGUCUCCAUCAGCGCAGAAGCAGGGACAUGUCCCUCUCCACCAAUCGGCUGAUGCAAGCCCGGGAACGCAGAUUCACUUUUGUCCUGUCUUUCAUCAUUGGAGCGUUUGUGCUCUGUUGGUUCCCGUUCUUCUUUACCUACAGCCUGGAAUCUGUGCUUGGGGAAGGCUGUUGCAUCUCCAAGCCCCUCUUCAAAUUCUUCUUCUGGAUUGGAUACUGCAACAGCAGCUUCAACCCCAUCAUCUACACUGUCUUUAACCGUGACUUUCGCAGAGCCUUCCAGCAACUCCUGUCUCCUGCCCACUCAUUCCUGUGCCGAAAAUGAGGACUCUGCUAGAGGGUUGUUGGGGCCUGAGAGAGGUGUGAUGGACAGGGGGCUGGCUACGAAAUGUCCUCCUGGGGUCACAGAGAAGGUAACUGGUGGAGGUUGGGGAGCAGAGUAUUUCUGCAGCCGCUUUUUACUGAAGACCUCCCCACCCUCAAGCAUGCGUGUAGCAUAAAUGCAGAAAUGCCACAAGAAGUAAGAUUUCUGUGAGCCAGUUGAUUGGCAAGAGUCAGUCUUACACUCCUGCCUGCUUCUCUAGCUUGUUGUGGUUGCCUGAUCCAUUGUUCAGCAAGCUAAAUAAUGGAGGUAGUGGGACUAGGGUGUGACUGAGGUGAAAUUAUUGAUGUACUAUAAUGUCUACUAUGGCAGCCUUGACUCCCUGUGGCAGACUUCCUCAAAAUUUUGGCCGUUGCUGUAAUAAACCAGCAGGUGUAUGUGCUGGGUUUUGCUAACCCUAAUCCUUGGUUUGGGGGUGCAAGUUAUACUGAUCCACCUCAGCAGUUGGGCUCCAUCCAUAAUCCUAAAAUGGAAGGCUCCAAAACCAGUUCUAACUCACGGAAGCUUUGGAGGGAACGUUCAUUUAUCCCAGCUGCUCUGUGGGAAGGGGAAACAGAAGCAGAUUCUAUUAAAGGGGAUUCAGCAGGCUGAACUAUUUUGGUACUGGAACUAAAAAUGUACAGCCGAUCCUUCCUGAAUGUUUUUCUGUCUCACGUAUAUUAUUCCUUGUCAAAACAAGGGUGGUGGCAUUUGAAAGAAUGGGGGGCCUAUUAAAAUCAUAAGAAGAUCCAUCUUGUGGUCUAGUACUCCAUCAGAAACAGUGGCCAGCCAGAGGACCCUGAGGGAAAGACUCACAAAUACAGUGUGAUAGAGUUGUGAUGAUACCCUCAUGUUUUGUCUCUUUACAUAGUCCUAUCCAGAAGCCUUCUGCCUCUGCACAUUGUUUCCUUGUCACUUUGGGGCCUGGGCAGUUGGAGUUUUGGCUGACUUCCUCCACAGAAAGAGCAAAGAGGGGAGGAGCAAAGUCAUGGAUGUCCUAAGAUAACCUUUCCCAACCCAGUGCCCUCUGGACAACAACUCCCAUAUACUCAGCCACUGGUCUCGCUGACCGGGGAUUUUGAGGGAUGAUCACCCCAUGCAUCUGGAUGGAGAAUCCAGUUGGGAAGAACUCUCCUAAGGGCAGUAGAGUAGACAACUUGAGCAAGGAACCAAUUUAUCCUAGGGAGGUCCUGGGGUUGCAGAAAGGCAGGUGGGUGGAGAGUGAGGAGGAGAAUAGUGGGUGACGGUACGUAUAUUAUUUGGUGGUGUGAAGCUGCCGCUUUCAGAGUCCUCUGCCUAGCCUGCCUGCUGGCCCAGUGGGAGCUGGGCUCCACAAGGGAGAUGCUGUACAGCUUACACAGCCACCUGGCUCAGGGAAACAUUACCCUGAUCCUGCUUCUGGGCAGAUGCCAGGGGUAGGCUUUGGCAAAGAGGUUCCUGUCGGUACAGGAAAGGUGUCUGCCCUUCAGGUGUUAUGAGGGCAGUUGCCUGCCUCCAGCAAUGAGGUUUUUCCUGUUGUUCCGGUUUGUUGAGAUUAGUUUCCCAGGCUGAAGCUGGUGCCACAGCCAAGCAGCCUGCCAUCGCUUAGGCACUUCCUCCCAACAAUCAGCUUGAGGGGUCUCUUUCUCAUGCCCCCAUAUGCUUAGCAGAGUAACACAUGCAGUUGCCCUGAGUCCCACAAGGUGCAGUUUCAGGUCCUGGGCUCCUGCCUCAUAUUCUAACCUUAACCUUGUUGUCUUAGCUUUUAAUAGCUGUGUGCUGAAUAGACAUUCAACAGAUGUAUC
Molecule: messenger RNA, 3515 nt
Organism: Python bivittatus (Burmese python)
Lineage: Eukaryota; Metazoa; Chordata; Lepidosauria; Squamata; Pythonidae
Product: alpha-2Da adrenergic receptor-like
Biological process (GO): G protein-coupled receptor signaling pathway
Cellular component (GO): plasma membrane
Molecular function (GO): alpha2-adrenergic receptor activity; epinephrine binding
Source: RefSeq, a predicted model, not a curated record